UAACUAUUGAAUUUUUAACAAAAUAUUUGUUGUUUAUUGAAUGUGUGAGCUAACGGUCUCAUAUAACUGAAUAAAAGGGCGUUUUUAUAUCAUUUGGAAUCCCGAAUUAAAGCAGUUUAGAUAGAGUAAGCAUGAAGUAACGUGCCUACAAAAUCAUGUCACACCCACCUCGAACCAAGGAGAGCCUGCACCGUCAUUUAAUGACAACCCUCAUAGACCGGUUUCUUGACGGAAGCAGAAAGGAGGGCCACAAUUUCAUUGCAUGGAAGACCCACUUCAAGCGCUACUGCAACAUGCCAGCCCAAGAGGACAAGGGCCUACGCUCAGACUUCAGCUAUCUGGAGAGGCGGGGCUUAUUGUCUGUGGGCCGCUACAGCAUCCUCAAUAAGAUCUUCCAGAAGUUCGACCCUCGGGCCGUCAGUUUCAUCAACAAGGUCUCAGAAGAAAUGGCUGCCUUGCCAUCGGAGAAUAGGAUAGAAAAAAAGACGACAACCCUAAAAAUCGAUGCAUAUAUACUUCCGGUCGAAAAAGCAGUAGAAAGGGCAUUAUGGGAGAUCCUCCAUGACACUGUUACAUACAUAGAGUCAACGCCGGAUCCCAUUGCUACUACAGACGAAACCAUUGAGCUGUUAAACAGCAAUUCCACCGGGGGAAGCAAGAAAAAACCAAAACUCAAAAACCUUAUAGACAAAUCAGUCAAACUGAUAAAAGAACUGCGUGACGAAAAAGGGUCACCCAAUCAAGUCAGCUAUGACGUCAUCAAAGCCAUAUUUCAUCUGUAUCAAAAAAUGCGAAAAACGAACCACCUCAAAGGUUUGAAGGUCGGACCCAAGGGCAACUUCACAUUGCUGGCGGACUUUUCGACCGAAGUUGACCUCAAGAGCUGCCUUACUGAAGGCACAAUGAAGACUUUGAAGAACGACGUGUCUGAUUUUUUUGCUUCAAGUUACAACUGGCUCGGAAUCGACAUGAAGUACGGAAAGGUCAUUGUAGAGGUCAAAGAGGUGAAGGCCACGGAAGUCAAGGCGAAACUCAAACCAAGUACUAUCCCACUAGACAUUAGGACCCCGGAGAGAAAAAUCCCCGUGCCCACCUUACACGAGAUCUGUCACCUGACCUUUGUUCUCCCUGACCUACUUUGGGCCAGCGACUCCGAGGGCACCAUCAUUCUCGUCAACCCCCAGGGUGAGGUUUUAGACACGCUGAACACGCAGUCCCAUGAAUGCGGGAAACACGCCGUCACCAACACGGGUGAACUCCUUUACUUAGAUCACGGCUGCGUGAUGAGGCACGUGAUCGGUCACGGCUCCAAACCGCUCGUGACGGAGAUCACGUUCGGCGGAUGGUGGGAGUGGUCGAUUUUCUGCAGUCACCAAAAUGGCGACAUAUUCGUUGGGAUGACAGACGAGAAUUUAGAUCACGGGAGAGUCGUACGAUUCAAUAAGCUCGGGAAACUGAUGCAGACGAUAGAAUACGAUGAUCGUAACAAACUCCUGUACAGCGUGCCGAGGUAUAUUGUGGAAAACGUAAACCGUGACGUAUGCACGUCGGAUAACGCUGGAAUCGUGGUGGUGGAUAAAACAGGAAAACAUCGCUUCACGUACGACCUGAAAGUCCCUCACGGUCUGUGCGUGAACUCUCAUGGACAUAUCAUUGCGUGCAACUGGACGUCCGCCAUUCACGUCAUCAACCAUAACGGGCACCUGCUUUGCAUCAUGGGAGUGGAAACAAGAGACGUCAUUUCCCUUUCUAUUGAUGAGGAGGACAAUCUGUACGCUGGGUCUGAUUCCUCAAAUGUUGUCAGUGUGUAUAAGGUUUCCCUUGAAAAGAUGUUUAGGAAAUGAAAACAUCCGAAAAGAGGGGAAUCAAUUUCUGCUUCUGUCUCCGCUUCUUAAUACCGUGUUCAAAGAACGCUGAAUUUCUUCUAAUGAUCAGAGAGGGGAGUGUUUAUUAGUUGAUAUUUACAUUUUUAACUGUCUUUGUCUGUGAUAAUAUUACGAAUCAAUUUUGGAGCCAGUGGCCAAAUAAUUUAAUAAAAGAUGAGCGACACAAAAUGGUCGUGUCUUAAAUGCAUAGCACACGCCACAUGAAAAAAAGUGGUCUUAAAAUGUUGUUUGAAAGUGUAGAAAUUGAAAAAAUAUAAAUAUUAGUCAUUAGAAAUUACUUCUCAAAUAUUAUUUUGAUUAGUUCGGAUAGGGUGUGGUCAAGUCUAUCAUAAAGUUCUGCAAUUCUUUAUUCCUUAAAUGGUUACAUGUAAAAGAGUACGGCCGAAGUAAACAAACACUAGUUUCAUGUUCUUUUAUAGAAUAUUUUAGUUCAAGAGACAUUAUAUGGACUAUAUAAGGAAAUUAUUAAUAAUAAUUAAAGUUCGUGGUUUAAAAUUUUAGAACUUGGAGUUUGUUUACUUAAAAUUCAUUUUGCACGUACUGUAAUAAUUAAAUCUGUAUCAGACUAUAAGAUUAGUUUGAUUUUUUUUUUCUAGCACAUAACCGGAUACAUUAAUUUAAACAGUAUUUCAUUCAACAGCCAUUUACGCCACAAACUGUAAUUUGACCUUUAAGUUUACAGCAGGUAGGGGAUUACUUUUGUAUUAUUUUGUAACGUAACAUAAUACGACAAAGAAGAAAACAAGUUAUCCAUGUAUGUAAAAAGAUAAGUGUUUCAAUCUAUGAUACAGAUGGUGCAAAAAUGGUCAUAAAUACUUUCGUCUUACCUUCGUCUAUUCUGAGGAAAAUGUCGUGAUGGGAAAGAUUUUAACAUCAACCAGCUUCCAGUUUCUUCGAUCAAUAUUUUUUAUGUAAACAUUAUUUGAUUCAAAAUAGUAUAUUGAAUUGUUUUAGGCAGCAGGCACAGGCUAUUUCUCUCCCUAAACUAUGUUUAACUUUGUGAUACUCAUAGCGAAGAAAAAAACUCUUGACUUUUCAUAUUUGUGCACGAAGUUUAAGUUUUAUUAUCGCUUUAACAAACAACUAACCAUGUAGUUGAGAUGUGAUAAAUUUAAAGUAGGUCGAAUAUUAACCUUUUAUGAUUGGUAAGGUUGAAACAGGUCGAUAUUAGGCCGUAAUAGUAAAAAGAGGGGGGAUACUGCCCCAUUCACUAUCAGACUGAUGAUUUGUAAAUCAUGUUUAAAGUUGGUUCUCUAAGGUACAUUUUAUAGGUGUAUUUUUACUUGAUCAACCCU
This is a messenger RNA of Magallana angulata, 3181 nucleotides long. RefSeq lists its product as uncharacterized. The record is from RefSeq and is a predicted model, not a curated record. The transcript is spliced from 4 exons. The coding region runs from base 156 to 1844 and encodes 562 amino acids. Lineage: Eukaryota; Metazoa; Mollusca; Bivalvia; Ostreida; Ostreidae.